Molecule: messenger RNA, 580 nt
Organism: Aplysia californica (California sea hare)
Lineage: Eukaryota; Metazoa; Mollusca; Gastropoda; Aplysiida; Aplysiidae
Biological process (GO): regulation of apoptotic process
Source: RefSeq, a predicted model, not a curated record
ACAGCAACGAAAACAAAAGCGACAACGACAAAAGAAACGGAUAACAAGAGACGAAAAAGUAAGGACUGAAAACAAUGCAGCCAUGAAAGAUACAGUGAACCAGACUACUACUACUACUACUACUACUACUACUACUACUACUACUACUGCUACUACUACUACUACUACUACUACUACAUAAUUACCCCAUCCUUCCCUCAAAACCACCCACUGGCCCUGAGAACCAAACCCUCGACCAUGAACGAGGGCCAACGAGCGGCGCUAAAACGCUACCACCAGCGUCUGGCAGAGGACAUUAUCGUGUCGGAAGACCUACUCGGGGAGCUGUACCAAGUGGGAAUCUUCGAGAAAGGCAUGAUUGACAUGAUCAGGGCUGAGAGGGCCAGCGACCAGGUGCACAAACUCCUGGUCCUCCUGCCCAAGCGAGGUCCGGAGGCGUUUGAGCGGUUCGUGGCGGUCAUCGAGAGAGACUACCCCUGGCUGGCCACAGCGCUCCUCUCCGCCCCCACCAAGACCGCUGCCCCGGCCACAGAGUCGCUGACUCACAGCAGGCACACGGCACUGGGACACCACUCCAAGC